AUGAUGUGGCUGUUUGUAACCACUGCUUACUUAAUGUGUCCCAGUGUAAAGUCAAAUGCAAGCCCUGAGGUGUCCAUGGAUGUUGGUGAAAUUGUCCGCUACUACGAGUACCCCUACGAGGAGCAUGAAGUGGUGACAGAUGACGGCUAUUACCUCACCUUGCAGAGGAUUCCUCAUGGCAGACACAACCUGGGAAGCAUGAGCACCUCCCAUGAAGCAGAGGCACCCGGCUACAGCAUGUUCUGUCCCUCUCCAAAGCCCGCGGUCCUCCUGCAGCAUGGCCUGAUGUUGGAGGGAAGCAACUGGGUUACCAACUUCCCCAACAGCAGCCUGGGCUUCAUCCUCGCCGAUGCUGGCUACGAUGUCUGGAUUGGAAACAGCCGGGGGAAUAGCUGGUCACGAAAGCACAAAGUGUUUGAGUUUCACCACCAGGAAUACUCAGCUUACAGCUUUCAUGAGAUGGCCAUGUAUGACCUUCCAGCGAUGAUCAACUAUAUUCUGCAGAAAACUGGACAGGAGCAGUUAUACUACGUGGCUUACUCUCAAGGCACCACCACAGGUUUCAUUGCGUUUUCAUCCAUUCCUGAGCUGGAUCACAAAAUCAAGAUGUUUUUCGCCUUGGCUCCUGUCACCAUAAACUCAAAUAUGAAGUCACCCUUGGCAAGGGUGUUUGACCUUCCCGAGGGGCUGGUUAAGCUCAUUUUAGGACUCACGACGGUCUUCAAUAAGGGUGAGGUCUUGCAGCAAGUAAUUUCCAGGAUGUGCAGCUACCCGAUCUUUAAAAGCUUUUGCUCCUUGGCCCUUUACUUGCCUGGUGGGUUUACCAACAGCUUAAAUGUGAGCCGUGUGGAUGUCUACCUGUCCCGCUACCCUGAUACAACAUCCCUAAAAAACUUGUUACAUUGGCACCAGGUCUAUCAAACAGGAGAGUUCAAAUAUUAUGAUUAUGGCAGUGACAACAUACUUCAUUACAACCAGACCACACCUCCCUUCUAUGAGCUGGAAAAUAUGAAAGCCCCGCUUGCUGUAUGGUAUGGUGGCAGGGACUGGAUUUCAGUCCCCGAAGACGUAAACACGACACUGCUUCGAAUAACCAACGUGGCGUACAAAAAGUACAUUCCUGAAUUCGUCCACUUUGAUUUCCUUUGGAGUAUGCAAGCAUAUGAAAAAGUGUACAAAGAAAUUCUUGAACUGAUGAAGAAGGGCGCCUAG
Cariama cristata (Red-legged seriema) is the source of this 1212-nucleotide messenger RNA. Its product is annotated as lipase member M-like. Gene Ontology annotation, biological process: lipid metabolic process. Gene Ontology annotation, molecular function: hydrolase activity, acting on ester bonds. The transcript has 9 exons. The coding region runs from base 1 to 1212 and encodes 403 amino acids. The record is from RefSeq and is a predicted model, not a curated record. NCBI's taxonomy places the organism in Eukaryota, Metazoa, Chordata, Aves, Cariamiformes, Cariamidae.